UCAUAGAGUCAAUUGGCGUGGAUUCGGUUCACGCAUGUACGUGACUAAUACCCCGUUCAGACGCUUAUUUUUAAACCAGUUCAAAAUCGCCGGGGUUUUUAAGACAGCGUCGUGUUGCGUUCACACGUACUAUAAGUCAAACCUGUUUAACUAUUCUGACCUCUUCGGUCGGAGGUUAGAGUUAACUAUGCAUGCGUACAUACCAUUUCCUGGUAGAAUAUGUAAACAUCCUGUGAAAAAAAAAUCCGCGAAAUUUGUUUCUCUUACUCUCGGAUAGUUUAUACACAUUUCCUAGAAAUGAAUACUAAUGCUUUGAGACAUAGAAUUAAACAGUUUAGACAACGACAGAGUCAACAAAGGUACUUCUUUCUGAUGCUAAUGAUUGUCACUUCUGUGAUAUUCAUGCCAACCAACAGGAGAAUAUAGUCACGGUAUCACAGUGACAAUUGGUGGAAUCACGCAUACAGGUUUGGUUUGAUAUAUUCAUAUAUAUUGUUUUAAAAUUUAUAAUCAUUAUAAUGUAGUCAAAUAUGUACACGGACAAGGUGUAUAAAACAAAUAUUAACCAAGGGGUCAUCAAUUAAAUAUUUAUAGAAAAUAUAACGUCCCCCCCCUCCCAAAAAAAAAAAACAACCUAAAAAAACAAAACAAUCUUCACACAAAUAGGCCUGUGCUAUUAUAUGUGCCAUAUAGACAAUUUUUAAUUUCGAAUAAUAAUAGUUGCAUGCUUAAAAGAGCUAAAUUGUUAAUAUUUGGGAUCUAGAAAUUGACACAAAUGGGUCGCAACACAUAAUUUCUAAUUAGUUAUAUUCGGCGAAAUACUCUAGAUGUCUAAAUCGAAUGGCAAUGUCUAGCAACUGGUUAUUCCAGUCUACACUGAUAGUAUUUAUUGUGCAUGCUCUCCAGAUAAGAAUAUGACUUGUGGGAAUAUGUCUAGCCUCGUUCUUCUAGUCCCUUGUUACAAAUGACACUGAAAUGCAUUACACAAUUCGUGUACCAAUGGUUAAAUGUUUGUUUUGUCUCAAAUAUUGGAUAUCAGAAACCCAUCUUUUCCCCGUUAAGAUCACAAGAUCAAUGUUGAUUGAAAUUGACAAAUACUUUGUGUUUUCAAUGUCGCAGAUUUUGGAUGAUAUUGACUACUUUAAGUUUAAUUAUUUACCUAAUCUAAUUCCUUUACAUUUUAUUUUCAGCUUUUAUGAUGAUAUACAGUAUUUGGAAAACUUCAGAAUGUCAAAAUGUACAUUUGAAUAUCUGUGCAGAAUUUUGAGACCAUUUCUUGAGAAACAAGUAACAAGUAUGAGGGAACCAAUAUCUGUUGAGCGACAGGUUGGCAUAAGUUUAUGGGUUUUAGGGACCAAUGCUGAGUACAGAACUGUGGCUGCAUUAUUUGGGGUUGGCCGGUCAACCGUGUCUUCAAUUAUACACAUAUUUUGUGAGUCCCUGAUUUCGAUCAAGGACAAAUUCAUUAAAUUUCCAUCAGGUGAAGAACUGAAUAGAGUUGUAAAUGGGUAUCGGUCGAAAUGGGGAUUUCCAAAUGCAGGUGGAGCAAUAGAUGGCAGUCAUAUUCCUAUAUUAGGACCGAGCAUGAACCAUGCUGACUUCCAUAACAGAAAAGGGUGGUAUUCCAUCAUUGUUCAAGCAGUUGUGAAUGAUCGUUAUGAAUUCACAGACCUAAAUAUCGGGUGGCCAGGAAGUGUUCAUGAUGCACGAGUCUAUGCAAACUCCAAAAUAUAUGCAAAAGGGCUGUCUGGGACAUUAUUUGCCGGCAAGAUGAUUGAUGUCAAUAAUGUGCGCCUGCCUAUCGUCUUGUUAGGUGAUCCGGCUUAUCCAUUAUCCAACUUUCUAAUGAAGCCAUACACAGACAAUAGACACCUGACCCCAAAACAAAAGACAUUUAAUUAUAAGCUAAGUAGUUCACGCAUGACGGUAGAAAAUUCCUUUGGUCGCCUAAAAGGUCGCUGGCGCUGCUUAUUAAAGCGAUUGGAUAUGAAUGUUGACAAGGUCCUCAAUAUUAUUAUGACCUGUUGCAUACUUCAUAACAUAUGCGAACAAGCAAAAGACCCAUUUAGGGUUGAAUGGCUAGAGGAUGUAGCAAAGGGAGAAAACUAAAUGCCUCAGCCAAAUCAAAGUAACGAAGAGGCAAUCAAUGCAGACUGCACUAACAUUAGAAAUAUCCUGGCUGAAUACUUCCAGGAAUAAUUUAACCUUACAAAACAAAUAAUUAAGAAAGUAAUAAUUGGCCAUACUGUUAC
Patella vulgata (common limpet) is the source of this 2252-nucleotide messenger RNA. RefSeq lists its product as uncharacterized. NCBI's taxonomy places the organism in Eukaryota, Metazoa, Mollusca, Gastropoda, Patellidae. The record is from RefSeq and is a predicted model, not a curated record. Bases 976 to 2109 code for a protein of 377 amino acids. The transcript has 2 exons.